GAAGGAGGAGUUUGAAAAUUUUUUUGACAAUAUAGAAAAAUUUGUCUUUCAUUACUCUAUAAAAUCCUAAAACGCGAGAUCAAACGGAGCAACUUUUCGUAACCGGCGGAGUCCAUUGAAAAAUACUCUUAACUGUUUCGUGAAGAAAGGUUUCUCAGUUGAUACACAUGCAGACUCAACGUGAUCCGACUCAGAGAUGUAGAAUUGAUGAUCACUAAUGAGUACAGCUAGAUAGACAUGACGAUUCAACCUAACCUAAUACGACAAAGAAGUACAAAACGACGAGAUCUAAAUGCUAGUACUAGCCAAAGACUGAAGCACCAUAAGUAAUAAGUAAAGAGCAACGUGCUGUACGUGGAUUUUAUCAAACUCUUAAGGACUUACUAUUUGUCAGCCGGUCAUCAUCUUACUUGAGUAUGUAAUACUUAAUCCGGUAUAAACUUGUUUCUAGCGUUGCAAUGCUAUGAACACGAUUUAUGCAUCAAUUGUCCAGAUUUAGCUGGAAAAGUGAAAACUUGUUCAAGUAGUGAAACUAAAUGCUGGGUAAUUUCUUUUCCUGUCAUCUUUGUAACCAAAAUUUGCUUUAUUUGAACAUAUAUCUUUUUUUAUUAGAAAUUAGCUAUUCCGUUGAGAGGUGUCAAAAGAGGAUGUGGUGAAAAUCGUUGUAACGUUCAAAUUGAUACUGGUGUAUUUCAAACUGCAAAUCUUUGCUGUGAUUCAAAUUUAUGUAAUUCGGCACCAAAAUCAACAAAUGUGUUUAUUGUUGCUAGCACUAGUGUUAUUCUUGGUCUUGUUCUCCACGAACAAUGUUCAUCAAAUUGCCCACAACUGGCAAAUACAAUUAAAACAUGCACUGGUACCGAUAACAAAUGUUACAAAACUGCAAGUGGUGUUGGUGUUUCACGUGGUUGCGGAAAAGAUCGUUGUGAUUUACAAAUAAAUGCCAAUUCAAUAAUGGCUAAUGUUUGUUGUGGUAACGAUUUGUGUAAUACGGGUACAAAAACAACAACAACAGCAACAUUCGGUGCUUUAUUAAUUGCUCUUGGUGUAUUCUUCUAUGGACGUAUGUAA
This is a messenger RNA of Didymodactylos carnosus, 1071 nucleotides long. Lineage: Eukaryota; Metazoa; Rotifera; Eurotatoria; Philodinida; Philodinidae. The record is from the annotation of a GenBank genome assembly.